Phytophthora megakarya is the source of this 1425-nucleotide messenger RNA. Lineage: Eukaryota; Oomycota; Peronosporomycetes; Peronosporales; Peronosporaceae. The record is from the annotation of a GenBank genome assembly.
AUGAAGACGGACUUGCAAGGGAUCACAUCAAGAGAACAUUUGGAUGAGGUCGUUGAGACGUUGAUCCCCCUAAAGGGACACGUUCGAAGGCCCCCAGUAGUGAGCGUUGAGAUGUUGGGAAGUGCUUUCCAAGGAGUCGUGCUGAGUUUCGACGGUGCCGCAAAACUCUCCACCAAGAGAGGUUGUGGCUGUGUGUUAUGGCAGUUACCCGGUUGGAAAGUUCUGAAUGCGAAAGGUUUCCUUUUAGAGAAUGUCACAGUGAACGAUUCCGUGUACCACAGACUUCUCAAAGGACUCGAGAUGGCCAUCGAAAUGCGGUUGCAAGAUUUGGUGGCAGCUGGGGACGCUCGCAUUGUUAUUCAACAGGUUGCAGGACUGAUUAACUGCAAUCAACCACAUCUCCAAAGGCAUCUUGCCAAAGUUGAUUCGGAUCGUUACGAUCUGAAGCGGAAAUACAAUCAGGCCGCCGAUUAUUUGACCACAAAGACUCUGAUUAUGGAUGAGGCCUGGGAUGUUACGGACACGACUGAGAUUGCACAUUUGGAGCACGUGUCAAAUAUCGCAGAGAAACUCGUGAAGGUGGAAGAUUCCGAGUGGAAAUCUGGAAAACGUCGAGCAGCCUACUGCGGAGUCAGUUCCAUUGACAAAAUCAGUCCGCGCGCUUGCAGCAGUAACGCGUUCCAGAAACCAAGCCGAAUCCACUUCGAGGGCCCGGCCCAUGGACCCUUUGGAAUUCGCAUCCGAGUGCAUCAGGAUACAGAUGAGUACCUGUCAGAGAUUAAAGACUUUCUGAAGGAGAAUGUCGAGACGUUUUCGCCCAGAAGACUGAGAAAGGUUGCCAAGGUUGCCGAUCUAUUCGUACUAGGCACUAGGGAUGUGUUGUAUCGACUAGCUCGCUCGACUCGCGAUCGCCCGGGUGACUUUCAGGAUGAACCCCGACUCGUCGUUCCAAAAGCACUCAGAGACGAUGUCUUACAAUAUGGUCAAGAAGAUUUCCAAGGAGGUCACCAAGGCAUCACCAGGACCCAUAAGAUGUUAUGCUCAGAAUUAUAUUGGCCUGACAUGUACGCGGAUGUAGAACACUUUGUGAAGGAAUGCGUUGAUAGGGGAAAAGGAAAACCUCCAAACGCUGGUCCAUCGCCCGGGAAUAUCGAACCCCGACAACCUUUCGAAGUGGUUUCGAUGGGCUUCGUGACGCACAUGUCGAAGUCCGACCGAGGGGAAUACGUUUUUGCUACUAUUCCAAAUUAUGUUUUCUGGGUAUGUGAUGUGCAGACCGAUGGGUUCAGCCACCGCUCAGGAUGUCGCGGAAGCUUACGAGGAACGUGUAUUCCGGAACUUUGGAGCGAGUUCAAUGAUUCGGCACGAUCCAGUUCCCCGUUUUAUGAGCGAGGUGUUUACUCGUUUUCGGGAACUCUUGAAUAG